This is a messenger RNA of Orbilia oligospora ATCC 24927, 1320 nucleotides long. RefSeq lists its product as uncharacterized. Bases 1 to 1320 code for a protein of 439 amino acids. Lineage: Eukaryota; Fungi; Ascomycota; Orbiliomycetes; Orbiliales; Orbiliaceae. The transcript has 5 exons. The record is from RefSeq and is a predicted model, not a curated record.
AUGGGGCUUUCGGCAUCCGGACUGGCGGAGAGGGUGUUUAAAUGGACCCCUCCGGACGACACCAAGACUGGGUGCAAAAAGAGACAACUUAGCAACGGAUUAUAUAUGGCUGAGUGGUUACAUUUAUGUGCAUACUCUUGGGGAGGCCUCAACCCAGAUGGUGAUCAAAAUAACCUAGGAAGCAGUCAGACAGCAGAUAAUCUUGUAUUCGGGUCAUCAGAAGCAAACUCUUGCAUGACACGAUACGAAUCGGCAUGGCAGUCUUUAUUUACCGAUGAGGCCAAUCUCAUUGAGAAAAAGAACGGUUUCAGCAAGGGGGUAGUGAAUACCAAAGGCCAAUUGGGAGUGCAACGAAACCCCCAAGGAAAGAAACGGAACCAUGAUAAGAUCAAUGAGAAUUUCCAAUACAGCUGGGAGAAAGUCGAACUUCCUGGAGAUGAUAGCCACCUGGCAAAUUUUGCAGCGCGAGCCAAAUUUCUGGCAUACACAAUCGACUACACACUUCGGAUAGAUGGAUACAAAACAAAACGACCCUUAAUUCUCGAUCGCUCGGGUACUACCGUCAGCGAAUCUACAGUAUUUCAUCCCUUCUCGCGACUAUUUUUUCAUCGGGCCGAGUAUCUGUUAGAUGCAGCGCUCUAUGAGGCAAUGUACAGGAUUACGGCAUAUGACAAGCUCAAACUUGACCGCGCCACAAUCGAUCUGCUGAUCAAUGGCAGAUUCCCUUAUACAAAUAAACUCAUCAAAGCUGUUCUUAAUGAUAGAGGCGAUAAUCCGGGAGCCAAUAAGAAAGCUUAUGAGAACGAGAAUCUGAGUUUUCUCCAACAAGCGCUAGCAAAAAACAUGUCGCCACUUUUUAAUUCUCAGUUAGGACAGAGUGAGACAAGCCCUAACCCAUUCCAGCAUUAUUCUAGUCAAGCCCAGGACCCAAGUUCACAGGAUCCAAAAAAAAAAAAUAAUAAUAAAAAUAAUAAGGGAAAGGGGAUACCUGUUCUAGGGAAUAAUGAUCCUGACCCAGAGUCGAAGAAGAAGCUCAAGUCUGAAGGUCAGGGUCAGAACCAACAGCACCAGCAGAUUAAUCCAAAUGGUAAUCCAUAUGGUAAUUAUAAUCCAUAUGGUAAUUAUAAUCCACAUGGUAAUUAUAAUCCAAAUAGUAAUUAUAAUCCAAAUGGUAAUUAUAAUCCAAAUGGUAAUUAUAAUCCAAAUGGUAAUCAAGGUGCCAAUGGUGGCCAAGGUGGUAAUCCAUAUGGUGUCAAUGCUGGCCACGGUGUUAAUCCAUAUGGUGGUCAAGGUGGUGGUCAAGGCGGCCAAGGUAAUUAG